AUGAGAAAGUCACUAGCAUCUUUAGUUGGUAAUAUUGGUAAUAGUAUUGGAUUAGGGGGGACUCCAUCACUACGAAUUAGAGAUUUUAAUGAAGAAAAUAACGAAGCUAAUGAUGUUGAAAUAAGUUUAAAAAAAGGAACUUAUGGGUUAACAUCCCCAUCAAAAAAGUUGUAUAUAUCUCCAUCACGUCCAACAGGGCUUCCUCCACCUCUUCCAUAUAAUAGUAUUAACAAUAGAGAAAGUGAAUAUUUAAAGAAUAUUGAUAAUAAUAAUAAUAAUACAAUGUCAUCAUCAAUAGAAAAUACAAGAAUAUUAACUCCAUUCAAUUUAAGAAAUGGAAUAAACUCUAUAAGAAAUCACAGAGAAGAUACAGAUGAUCAUCUAAUCGGAGAAAGUAUUGUGAGAAUUAAUGGUAAUUUAGAUAGUAAUAUAGGUGGAAGAACACCACAGACUACUAAAUCACAAGUAAGGAUAAAAUCAAUAGGUAUGAGCCCAAAUAAAUUCGAUCAUUCUCUUGGGAAUUUAAGUUUAGGUAAUAACAAUAUAUUAAAUGGUGUUGGUACAUCAUCUGUUUCUUCAAUAUUUACUCCAUUAAGUACGAAAACAAGAUUUCUUCCUAUAUUACCAACAUCACCUCGAAAAGAAAUGUAUGAAAAUAUGAAAUCAAACUUAUCAAUUCAAAAAGAAAAUAAGUUACAAUCAAUAUCAAAAAAUGAUAUUAAAAUUGACUCAUCAUUUUCAGAAACUUUAAUUACUUCAAGAGAAGUUUAUAAUACAGAAAAUGAUAAUUUGUCUGAAUCUUUAGAGACAUUAAGAAAAAGAUUAAAUGAAAAGAAUCAAGAAGUACACUUUUUAAAAAAGACUAUAAAAGAUUUAGAAGCAAGAAUAAUUAGUUUAGAAAAUAAAGAAAAGAUGUUAGUUGAGAAUGAAGUAAAUAAUAAGAAAAAAAUCGAUGAAUUAUUAAUUGAAAAACAUGAAAAUAAUGAAAGAAUUAACAAUUUAAAAAAAGAAAUAAUACAAUUAAAAGAAGAUAAUGGUAGUAUUGUAAAAGAGAAUAAAUGUUUAAAUGGUAAUUAUGAAUUAAAAUGUUAUGAAAUAACAAAACUUAAUGAAGAAAUUAAUAAUAUUCAAAAUACAUAUAAGAAUAACUUUACUUUGAAAUAUCUAACACCAUUAAAAAAUAUACUUUAUGAAUCAAUAUUGGAGAUUGAAAAUAAAAUUGGUAAUGAGACAAUAAUGAAUGUAGAAUUUGAAAAGGGUAAUAUGGAGAUGGAUGCUAUAAUAAAGACAUUACAUGAAUAUAUACAAAAUUUUAAGAAUUUUAUUAUAUUAAAAAUAGAUCAAGAUUAUAAUAUUAUUGAAAAUUUACAUUCUGAAUUAAGUAAUGUAAAUAAUGAUUUUUUAGAAUUAAAAAAUGAAUAUAUUAAUUUAAAAAAAUCAUAUAAUGAUAUUAUUAAAAGAGAUUCAUAUUCUAAGACUAGUACAUGUGAAAUUAGAGAAGAAAAGUAUGGGGAAAAGAAGAAAACUGAAAAUGAGGAGAAAAAUAUAGUGGAAAAUGAAGAGAAUAGUAACUUCAUUUGUAUUGGUAAAGAAUAUGAGAAUAAUAAUUUAGAAUCUGGUGAUUUGGUAUUAAAAUCUCAAGAUAAUUCAAACAUUGAGUUGGAAUCUAAGAUUGAUACUAAAUCAAAAUCAGAAACUAAUAGUGGUGAUUUAUCUAAAGAAACUUCUCCUUCUACUCCAGGUAGAUUACUUGGUUCAAAUAAACUUCAGCUUGGUUUAACAAGUUUAGCUAAGUCUUUAUUAAGUUAUACAUAUAUAAGUAGAAAUAGUUCAAUAAGUAAUGGUGAAGAUGGGCAAGAGGAAAAAGAUAAUGAUAAAGAUAGGAAAAAGAGUCAAAAUGAAGAUAAUUCUCAAGAUUCUAAUAAAGAUUUUUCUUUAAAAUCACAAUUAAAAAACAAAUUACAGAAAGAGAAAGAUAAGGUAAUAAAGCCAAAAAAGAGUACUUCUAAGAAACAGGAAAAGAAGUCUGAUACUAUUAUCAAUGGAGAUAAAUCAAAAAAGAAAGUUUUGAAAAAUAUAGAUAAAACUAAAAAACAAGAAAAUUUAAAGAACAGUUCUACUAGUAAACAAAAUAAAAUUAUAGUAAAAAAGAAAUCUUCCAAGUCUACAGAAUCCUCAUUAAACCCCUCUGCUGAUAAUGAUAAUGUUGAAAUUAACAAAACUACUGGCACUCAUAAUAAAUCAAAAACAACUUCCAGUGCAACUAAAAUUACUAAAUCUACCAAAACUGAGAAAAAAGUUAACACUAAUAAAACUAAAGAAAAUCUUGUAAAUGAGGUUAAUGAAACUAAAACUAAGACUAAUUCUAAAACAAAAUCAGCUUCUUUAAAUAAAAAUCAACCUGACAAAAAAGAUGAUGAAUUAUUGUUAUCUCCAUCUUUCUCUAAAACCACUACAAAAAGGGUAAAGUCCCAAAGUAAAACAACUGAAGUUACUGAUAAUGAUAUUGAAUCAAAAAAAAGUAAUAAUACAUCAAAAAAAGAAGUAAAAAGUAUAAGUAAAAUCUCAACGAAAAGACGAGAAAAAACAAAAGUAGAAGAUGAUGAAGAAGAGUCAAAGACAAAAUUGAACUCAAAAAAAAAAUUAAAGAUAUAA
Molecule: messenger RNA, 2655 nt
Organism: Cryptosporidium ubiquitum
Lineage: Eukaryota; Apicomplexa; Conoidasida; Eucoccidiorida; Cryptosporidiidae
Exons: 1
Coding region: 1-2655 (884 amino acids)
Source: RefSeq, a predicted model, not a curated record